Molecule: messenger RNA, 1962 nt
Organism: Ceutorhynchus assimilis (cabbage seed weevil)
Lineage: Eukaryota; Metazoa; Arthropoda; Insecta; Coleoptera; Curculionidae
Source: the annotation of a GenBank genome assembly
AUGUCCGCCAGAACUAAAAAAAAUUUAUCCAUGUGCAAUACCAAGCUAGAAACCCAAAGUUGUUCCAUGCCAAAAAAUAAAAGCUGUGAUACUAAAAAUGUUAUUGGAGAGCCUUUGACACCUAUGACAGUUGAAGAUUUUGGACAAAAAUUAAAUAGUAGUCUUGAUAGUGAAGAAUCCAAUACAAGUGAAGAAAAUAACAAUGGAACUAGCGAAGAAGAUAACAAUUCAACCAGCGAAGAACCUGAAGAACAAUCUGAUGUUGGCCGAGGAACAAAACGGAAGUUACAUCAGAAGCGGCGACUUUUAGGAGAAGCCUAUUUAGGCUACCGAAGACCAAAAAACCAAAAACGAACAUUCCAGGAUACAGAAAGAAAUGCGAGAGUAAUGGGACCUAUGUGUCUAUCGAACGCUUGCAAGAGAUCAAAAAAAAGGUGGUGUCAGGACUUGAGCGAAAUACAGAGGCAGCAGAUUUUUAAAAAUUUCUGGGGAAAAUUAAAUAGCUGGGAGCAAAAAAGAGUUUAUGUCUUGAAUUUAGUUUACAGAAAAGAAACUGAGAGAAAAAGGACAACCAAUGAAUCUUCAAGGAGAUCCAGUUCACUGUUUUAUAAAUUAAACAUAGAAAGCAAAUAUGUUCCUGUUUGCAAAAAAAUGUUUUUAAACACCCUGGGCCUUAAAGAGUGGACAGUCCAAAACUGGGUUAAAAAUUCCGCGUAUGGCACACCUGCACCUAGUAGAUCCAGCCAACCUCGAUGCAAAAACGAAGACUCAAUUCAGUUCCUUAUAACAUUUCUAGACGAGCUUCCUAAGUUACCAAGUCACUACUGUCGGAAGGACACCAAGAAACUGUACUUAGAGCAAACUUUUACAAGUUUUGCAGAUCUCUUCAAAUUAUAUCAAGAACAUUGUAAAAAUUCUCAAAAGCAGGCACUUUCAAGAAACACGCUCAUGAAAUAUGUGAAAAUCAAAAACAUAGGCAUAUUUAGUCCUAGAAAAGAUCAAUGCGACUUAUGUGUAGAGUAUCAAGCUGGGAAUUUGGACCAAAGUGUGUGGGAGAAGCAUAGAAAUGAAAAGCAGAGAGCCCAAGAAGAAAAAAACAAUGAUAAAGAGCUCGCCAUACUUGACGAAUGUCACGUCAUUUGUAUGGAUUUACAAGCCGUGAAAACUUGUCCAUAUUUACAAGCCAGCUCAUUGUACUUUAAAACUAAGCUUUGCUGUCAUAAUUAUACCGUUUUUGAUCUCAAAACCAAGGAUGCUGUUUGUUAUUGGUUUGACGAAACUGAUACCGACCUUCAGGCUUCGACAUUUGCGUCAUUAUUGGUGGAUUUUUUAAAAAGGAAAUAUUUGGAGAAUAAUACGAACCAACAAAAACCUAUCAUAAUUUUCUCUGAUGGUUGCACCUACCAAAAUCGAAAUGCGGUUUUAGCGAACGCUUUACUUGCACUUUCCUAUCAGUAUGAUGUCAGGAUUAUUCAAAAAUUCUUGGUAAAAGGCCAUACCAAUAUGGAAUGUGAUAGCGUACACGCAACCAUCGAGAAAAAGUUGAAGAAUAAAACCAUUUCAAUUCCUAAUGACUAUCACCGAAUUACAGCGGAAGCUCGAGCAAAUCCAAAACCAUUUGAAGUUGUCUGUCCGACUUUUGAGUUCUUCUAUAACUUUAAUGAAGACCUUGUUUACGAAUCCAUUCGUCCUGGAAGGAAACUGAACGAACCUACUGUAACUGAUAUUCGAGCUCUAAAAUACGAAAAAGGAGAAAUCCAAUACAAACUUAGUUUUGAGGACAACUUUUUUAUACCUUUACCGCAGCGUCCCAAAAAAGCAAUCAAGAAAAUUGAAGAAUUCCGAAAACUAUAUACUGAAAAACUUCCAAUUACCCAAAAAAAGUACACCCAUCUACAGGAAAUAAAAACCAAGCUUCAUAAAAAUUAUUGGCCAUUUUAUGAUAAUUUGUUACAUAAAUAG